AUGGCUUACGUAGAUCCUGAACGAUGCAAAACCUUCUACAGGAAAUCGGAGUUGGAUGUGGAAAAAAUGUGGCCUAUACAUACGGUAUGUGCGAAAGCAUUGACAGGAACCGAAUGUAUCUGGCGUAGCGGAGCUGUGCUGGCUCUGAGACAGAAUAAUAAAUGGAGCUUGGUAGGUCUUGGAAUUUAUGGUCCAGGUUGUCGAGCGCCAUCUAGGUUUCUGGAAUAUUCGCAGUACAGACCAUGGGUACGAAAUAGUAUUGCGGGAAUUGGGAAGCCAACAAUAUCAAGGAUAUCUAAGAAUCAUAUUGUUCUACGUAGAAGUCUUUCAAAUGUCCAAAGAUAUGGACCCUGUGAUAUCGAGGAAGUAAAGGCUGAGCUAUUUACUGAUCGCACUAUUAUUGAACGAGGACCAAGUAAAAUGAGCCAUCGGUUCACAAUCUUCUCCCACUAUGAAUAUUCAUGUAUCGUCUUUCGGGUGUUCAAUUACAAAAGACAAAAGUGGUUUAAAGAAAAGCCAAGCAUUCGUAUCAAGCGUUGGUGCCAAUCUCCAAAGCCAAUUUGCUAUACGUUUCGAUUCCUCCAAAUAGAUUUUGCAGUGGAAAUAUUCUUCAAGGAUUCAGUGAUUUAUCAAGUUAUGGCGUAUGGGAGGGAAGUUAAACUCAUUGACAUGAAAAAAGUUAUGGUUCGAGUGAAUGAAAAAAAAACAUUUCCCGCUGUGCUUAUGGGGACAGAUUAA
Vanessa atalanta (red admiral) is the source of this 738-nucleotide messenger RNA. RefSeq lists its product as uncharacterized. NCBI's taxonomy places the organism in Eukaryota, Metazoa, Arthropoda, Insecta, Lepidoptera, Nymphalidae. The record is from RefSeq and is a predicted model, not a curated record. Bases 1 to 738 code for a protein of 245 amino acids. The transcript is spliced from 5 exons.